CCAAUCCGCGCGUCGCUUGGUGACCGCAGGGGAGGCGAGCGGCAAGAUGGCGGCGCCGGGCGAGGCGGCGGCGGCGGCGGCCGUGGCGGCUCUCUCGCAGCCCGAGGUGGCGGCGGGCUCGGCCGCCUCCGCCGUGGUGCUGCCGGAGCGGCUGCAGCGGCGGGAAGCGGAGCGGCAGCAGGGCGUGGAGCGGCAGCGGCAGAAGAAGGAGGCGCAGGUAGUGAAGGAGGAACAGAGCGAGUUCUUCCUGGCCGCCUUCGCCCGGGAGCGGGAGGCCGUGGAGGCGCUGCUGGCGGAGGGCACGCUGGAGGAGGCGGCCGCCCGCCUGCAGGCGCUGCAGAAGCUGCUGACGGACAGCGUGCGCUUCCUGGCGCCCUACGAGGUGCGGCAGGGGCAGGAGACCGUGGCGCGGCUGCAGGGGGACCUGGCGGCGCGGCGGCAGCAGCUGCAGCCCAAGAAGAAAUUCGCCUUCCGCGCCCUCAAGAAAGAAGCGGCCCCGGGCAGCGCCCCGCGCCCCGCCGAGCCCGCGCCGCCGGCCCCCGCCGCGCCCGGCCCCGGCCUCGCCGAGGGCGAGUCGGGCGGGCCGCCGCUGUGCGGCUUCAGCGGCGCGCAGGACGCGGAGCUGGAGCUCGGCCCCGCGGAGCUGCUGCAGCGGGACGUGCUGCUGUCGGAGCUGCGCGGCUGCCGGGUGCGGCUCCGCGGCAACCCCAACACGCUGCGGGUGCGCGACUGCCGCGGCUGCACCGUGCUCUGCGGGCCCGUGUCCACCUCCGUGCUGGUGGACGGCUGCAGCGACUGCCUGCUGGCGCUGGCCUGCCAGCAGCUCCGCACGCACCGCACCGCCCGCUGCCGGGUCUAUGUGCAAGUCACCAGCCGCGCCGUCAUCGAGGCCUGCUCCGAGGUCUCCUUCGCCCCCUACUCCUGGAGCUACCCGGGUAUCGAGCGAGAUUUCGAGUCGUCUGGGCUCGACAGAAACAGCAACAACUGGAACCUGGUGGAUGACUUCGACUGGCUGGCGGCUGACAAGCCUUCACCCAACUGGAGCCUGAUCCCCGAGCAGGAAAGAAUCACUUGCUGGGACUGACUGCGGGCGCAGCUCUGCUGUGCAAGGGAUCCUCGUGUAAACGCACUGAUCCACGAACUGUGGGACUUAAUCCCCCCCGAUAUGCCAUUAAAUAAUUCCAUUCUGUAUUCAAAGUUUGAACUAUAAUAUAUGGCUGGAUUUCUGAGUUGAAGAAUACCAGUCAGAUAUUGUUUACUUUUCUUGCACAAGUUGCUGCUAUAAUCUGUAUAUAUCACUGUGGGAUUUGCCAAUUUCUGAAGUACCUCACUAUGAGUUUUAACUUACUGAGGUGGGGCAGAGGCCACUGGUAUACGAACAACAGUGAGCCUCUGUUAGAGCUGUUGUGCUGCUUUCACUCACCCAGGCAGGCUCUGAAUUAGCUGUGAGUAUUGCAAGCUGUACUGGAAUGAAAAGAUCAAUUUCCAAAUUUUCCAUGUUUUUGUAGUUCUCAUGCUGCUGACAGCAGCAAUCUUGGGAGUGCAGGGCAGUACUGCUGUGAGGCAAUGGGGCAGAAAAAGGUUCAUUUGAAGGAAGAGUUUGUAACUGCACAGUGCAGCAGACUGAGAUGCAGCCUAGGCUGUGAUACAAUGAUGAGCCAAUUUCUGUCGAUUAAAGUUAAAUCUGUAAGCUGGCUUUGAGAGAGAUAAGUCUAAAGGAAGAAAGUGCUGUAAUAAACAUCUAAUGCUCUCCUGAUGUAUUGACUACUCAAAAUUAAAAACCUAUGGUGUCUGUAUAAAUGCUAAAGCUUCACUAUCUUGAGUGCUAUGUGAAAGGAUACUGCUUCUGUGAGCAGCUCAGAGGCAUCCAGCAAGUGCUGAUGAACAUCACAGAAGCUGGGUUAACAGCUCCUCUGCAAGCUUAAACUUCAGGGGAGAGGUGUUCAGGGUUAUCCCACUAGUUUUCCAGACAACAAGCUUUGUGUGCUAAUUUGCAGCACUCUGCUGCUGCCUAAGUGCAGUGUUGAUGGAGAGAGUCAGUAAAACAGAAAGAUGCUAUAUUCCAGAAUUGCAUGUUAUAUUGCAUAAAGUGCAGAACAAUGUCUCUUCACUCCUGCUAAAUAAUAGUUGAAAAGUAGCAGCACUGUGGAAUGCAAUGUCUUUACAGUGCCUUGCUAGAAGUGCUGAAGUGACCACUGUCCAUAUAUAAAGUAUACAUAGCAGUUUUAGGUUUCUAAAAUCCCUCCUUAACUUGUGGCAUUUUUCAAGAAAUAAUUAUCUUGCCUUAGCAUAAAGUUUAAUUUUAAAACUUCAAAUUGUUUAUGCUGUGCAGCCAUCAUUUGUGUGCCUCUAACAGACACUAAAUCCUAGCUGAACCAUCAAAAACUGCACCACUGCCAGGAGAAGUACCUGAAGCUUCACUUAGGUGUUUGACUGGUUUUGAGCAGAAAAUGUUUUUAUAUAAGUUCUUUUCAGCAUGUUUAAUUUAAAGGGGGAGGGCAAAAGGGAUUUUUUUUUAAUAUUCCUGACAACUUUCACUUUUGUUUACUUCUGUUAUUGUAUGUUUUUUGACUGAAUUGGAUUUUGCAUUUCAAAUAUAUUUGUUUUGAAUUA
Molecule: messenger RNA, 2613 nt
Organism: Oenanthe melanoleuca
Lineage: Eukaryota; Metazoa; Chordata; Aves; Passeriformes; Muscicapidae
Gene: TBCC
Product: tubulin folding cofactor C
Exons: 1
Coding region: 47-1084 (345 amino acids)
Biological process (GO): tubulin complex assembly; post-chaperonin tubulin folding pathway
Cellular component (GO): cytoplasm
Molecular function (GO): tubulin binding
Source: RefSeq, a predicted model, not a curated record